Molecule: messenger RNA, 3226 nt
Organism: Synchiropus splendidus (mandarinfish)
Lineage: Eukaryota; Metazoa; Chordata; Actinopteri; Syngnathiformes; Callionymidae
Product: solute carrier family 66 member 2
Exons: 6
Coding region: 289-1161 (290 amino acids)
Biological process (GO): phospholipid translocation; retrograde transport, endosome to Golgi
Cellular component (GO): endosome; trans-Golgi network
Source: RefSeq, a predicted model, not a curated record
AAGUUGUUUGGGGUUUUUUUCUGCUCCAUUGUGUGUGAGACAUCAAAACAAGGGCUGUCGCGUUCUCGGGCAGACUUCUUCGAGCCGCGAACUUUUCGCUCUGAGCUGUCACUGACGCAGAAUGACGAGUUCAUGUUGAAGUGUGUGAAGUCUCUUCAAUGCGCCUCCUCCUCCCCGUGAGAAAUGAGAUUUGAAAGUCGGAGGUUUAAGGCAGCUCGUGUUUGGGGGAAGCGGAGGAGUGAAGUGCCACCAUGAAUAGCAUCUAGUGCUACAACCAAAGUGGCUCACAUGAGGACUGCCCUGGAACCAAAGAUCACGAGUCCACUGCUUUUGCGUCAGAGAAUUCCAAAGAAUUGCAGUGCUGUCAACAAGUCAAGUGUGUCAAUCUUCUUUAUUCCUAGCGCCCACUGGUUGUUGUUGAGAGUGAUGGAUGCAGAGGCAGUGCUGCAAGACGAGGACAUGGAAGGGUCUUGGUCUCUGCUCUCCUGGAUGGCCUCCUGCCUCAUGGUGUUCGGGGGAGCCCUGCCGUACGUCCCCCAGUACCAGGAGAUCCAGAGGAGCAACAACAGCGAUGGCUUCUCGACCAGAGUUUGUCUGGUCUUGCUCAUCGCCAACAUAUUGCGCAUAUUUUUCUGGAUCGGGAAGCAGUUCGAGCUGACCCUACUGCUGCAGAGUGUUGUGAUGAUCCUCACCAUGUUUGCAAUGCUGCACCUCUGCUGCGGAGUGCAGUACGCCAACCGUGUCAGCACGAAGCAACAUAGACUUACAGACUGGGACGUACGAUACUUCUGGCAGUGGAGCGCCUUCGAGGACUACCUGCUCUUCUGUUUCGGCUUCACCGUGCUGUGUGCCGUCAUCACGCUGCUCUUGCUUGACUCGGUCGUCUUUGUGGAGACGCUGGGGUCCCUCGCCGUGAUGUUUGAGGCCAUGCUCGGCCUUCCCCAGCUGCUGCAGAACUUCCAGAACCAGUCCACCAAAGGCAUGAGCGUAAAGAUGGUGCUUCUGUGGACGGCUGGCGAUGUCUUCAAGACAACAUACUUUGUGAUGAACGACAGCCCGUCGCAGUUCUGGGUGUGCGGGUCGGUGCAGAUCCUCAUCGACGUGGCCAUCCUGCUGCAGGUCUUGUUCUACAGUCAGGACACGCGCACCAAGCUAGGCUGAUCAAGCCAAGGAACAAAGAUUUAAGAAUUUUAAAUCAAAAAGUGGGAAGAAUGUAUUUAUAAGUGUGUUUUCAUGUUUUAAAGUUUGUUUUAUAAUGUUGCAAAAACAUCAUUUAUUAUAUUCUAGACGCUAUUUAUAAGUGAAACCAAAGAAAAGUCAGUAGUGGCUGUUGAAAUUUGGAGAAAAGGUUUUCAUCGACCUUUAUGUGGUCUGAAAAUGACAUUUUUAAACUUUUAAACCUUUCAUUUAUUUUAGUUAAGUAAGUUCUGUGUUUUCACUCAAAAGCCAAAGCUGGGAAUUGUUCCUUUUUAAAGUCUGUCCAAGUCUCUAAAUGUGAACAGGACUUCAGCAAGAAGCCAGUAUAUCAAUGAUUUAUAACAAACAAAACUCUUGUUUUAUAAGGCGUCCUUGGUAUUUUGUGCCCAGUACUUACACUCCGUGGAGCACUCUGAUAUCAGGGAGCCAUUACUCAGACUGGCAGCUCACUGACAGCAGCUCUGUGCUGCUGUAAUGGCAACUGUUACACGGGGUCCAGUUCCAGUCGCCCUGAACUGGACCUCCCGCCUGACUGAUGAGAGUCCUGCACUCUCAACAUCACUCCACUGUUGUUGCCUUAUGUAUUGUGUGUGUAUGUUCGAGAGAGCGUUGGCAGCCUCUGCUCUUAGUUUGCUGAGUGAAAAAUCGAUGUUCAGUGUUGGCAUCGAGCGCCGAGGCCGAGGUGAAUGUGUGUCAUCUAACUGUAGCUUUAAAGCCAUUCAUUUCUUUGUGUCAUCACUACUGAGUGAUCCAGCACAAAACGUGAACUGAGGAGUGUGACUGGAUCAUCAGCUCCAGAAGAGCCGUCCUUCUCCUCCAGCUGAGAAAUGCAUCAGUUAUCUGACAAGCUUUUGGGUCACUGUUACUCACCUACCAAGUCGAGUAUUGACAUCAGUCUUUAUUGUUCAUCAGCAUAUGAAGAGGGCACUGAUGAUCCAUGUGAGGACCUGUAAGGUCACCUGUGUUUUCCUUAGGUGGAAGUGAGCCAUGAAUGGAACGGUUUUCCACAAGCUGCAAACUUCAUUUGACCAAAACUAAAAGCCCAAAAUAAGUGUCGGAAGUCUUAUUGCUCGAUUGCCCUGGUGGUUUAUUUUCUAUAUGCAAUAUAUAUUAGUAUUGAAGUUCAGGUUCUCCAGCUAAAUUUGUUUGGGAGCUCAUAUCCACAAAUAUUUCAUGUGAUAUCCGUGUUUUCAUCUGAAAAAUUAAUUGAACAACAAACUGUUGCCUCCGGAAACGAUUUGGCUCACAGAAACACUCCGUCCCCGAGGAACCACAAACAAGCAGGUAGAGAUUCUCUUAUUCGCUCUUAAAGAUGAAAUUAGAUGAUAAAGAUUCCCGCUUAUGAAAAACGUCAGUCAUGUGCUGCCCUGUUCUCAUCUUCUCCUCAGGACACGUAUCAUGUUUAAAUCCGUGUUUGGUUUUGCAUCACGCAGACACAAACGCCUGCAGGGGAGCGGAGCAUUCUUUAAGCAGUCGCGCCUCACUUUUUACCCGCAGUGUCAUCAUGCUUCAUGAAUUCUGAUCAGCUGGUGGAGUUUAAUCUUUUGAGAAUGGACACGAGCCAAAGAUGUAUGAAUAGCGUCGACACUCCUCCCAGAUGUUACAGUUCUGUUGCUGGUGUUUCUGCCGCUGUGUUGGAAAAUGUCAGUGUCGCAUAGAUCUGUCUAUUUUUGUACAAAAUAAAUGCAUUUGGUGUGUGAGUGUUUUCUUUUUUAAUGACUGUUAUUGUUCGUAAAUAUUGACUAUUGACAAUUUGAUCAUUAUUUCAAUGUAAUUUCAUCUACAAAAAUCCAAUAUUCUGUAUUGUUGUCAUCAGUAUUAGUGUGUGGAGGGCUUUACUUACGACAGCAACUUUUCUUUCUUGUUAUGCUUUGUUAACCACUGUUAUUUUUAUGAGACCAAUUCUUUUGAUCUUCAAGAAAACUUCAUUUUUCUAGUGAAUUUUUGUCCACUGGUUUGAGUAGUAUUGAUAAUAUAAUAAUAUAAAAUAAUUUUAAAAAUCGUUUUCCGUGGUUCAACUCAUAAUCAG